AUGAAUUCUGUAAUGCUUUCAGGAGCUGGAAUUAAACCCGUGGUGUCAAUAUAUCCAAAUUGGGGCAAAAUACUAUUAAAUGACUCUGUAACACUGACCUGUAAAGUGGAGAAGAGUCGGAGUUAUGUCUGGUACAAAGAUGGAGACUGGAUACGUCAAUACAGUGAUGUUUUGAAACUGGAGAAUGCCCAAGAGAAAGACGGUGGGAAUUACCAGUGCCAGAUACCCGGCAGUGAAAGAAGUGAUCCUGUUAGAUUAGAUGUUCAAAGUGGUGAUUUCAUCCUGCAAGCGCCCCCUACAGUUCAUGAAGGAGACCUCCUAAAUCUGAGAUGUCACCGUUCCAUUAAAUUCUUAAAGUCCCGUUUAAAAGCUCGGAAAAAUAUAACACUUCACAAGGACAACCAGUUUAUAAAGUAUUCUGUCACUGAAUCUCCAGUCUUGAUUGGGAGAGCAGAUAAAAAUACAUCCGGCACAUACAAAUGUACUCUUGUUAAUGAGCCUCGUCUUUCUGAUGAACUAGUUAUAUCCGUCACAGGUAAAUGA
Xenopus laevis (African clawed frog) is the source of this 543-nucleotide messenger RNA. Its product is annotated as Fc receptor-like protein 4. Lineage: Eukaryota; Metazoa; Chordata; Amphibia; Anura; Pipidae. Bases 1 to 543 code for a protein of 180 amino acids. The transcript has 2 exons. The record is from RefSeq and is a predicted model, not a curated record.